Frankliniella occidentalis (western flower thrips) is the source of this 1871-nucleotide messenger RNA. RefSeq names its product glycerophosphodiester phosphodiesterase 1. Gene Ontology annotation, biological process: lipid metabolic process. Gene Ontology annotation, molecular function: phosphoric diester hydrolase activity. The transcript is spliced from 6 exons. Lineage: Eukaryota; Metazoa; Arthropoda; Insecta; Thysanoptera; Thripidae. Bases 74 to 1156 code for a protein of 360 amino acids. The record is from RefSeq and is a predicted model, not a curated record.
AAAGCGACCAUAAAGACGGCGGAGCGAACGGGCGUAUGUUAGUGACAGGCCGAUCAGCUGGACCCUGCUCACGAUGAGCAACCCCAUCGUGCACUUGUUCUCGACCUGCCUCACGGCAUGGCUCGUGUUUUACGGAACUUUGCUCUUGGUGUUCGAUUUGUGGCCAUUCUUCGCUCUCAGCUUCGGCACUCUCGUCCCAGUGCUCCUCUUCGUAGCGGCUUGGUGGUUACGGAUCCCGCCACCCCCGAGUGAAGUUGUCAAUGAAAUCCUCGGGCCAGACCCCAUUCACGGAGCCGUUGAAAAAGGGGGUUAUUUCAUGCGUUCAGUGGCGCAUCGUGGAGCCCCCUUGGAUGCGCCUGAAAACAGCAUCGCUGCCUUCCGCAUGUGUGCUGCUAAAGGAUGCACUGCUGUUGAAUUUGACCUUGCACUGACUAAAGAUGAAGUACCAGUUAUCUUCCAUGAUUCUACCGUUGAAAGACUGACUGGUAAGGAAGGACUUGUCGGUGAAAUGACAUGGGAACAACUAAGCAAGUUAGAUAUUGCUGCAACACAUCAUCUGAGUGACCAGUUCAAAGGCACACGAGUGGCGCGUCUUGAAGAAACCAUCAAGGAAUGUCUUGAACAUGAUAUGCGCAUGUUCAUCGACCUUAAAGAUAGGGACACAAAGCUUGUUAAAGUGGUUCUUGACAUUUAUGCAAAAUUCCCAAAACUGUACAAGCGUGCUGUGGUAUCUGGCUUCAAUCCUAUUCUAAUCUAUAUGAUCAGAAGGGCUAAUCCUGGUAUUACUUGUUCAAUGGCCUUCAGACCUUUCUGGUUCUCAGCAAACCAAUAUUCUGGAGAAGGGGGACCCAUUCAAACUGUUCCUCAUGCAGUAGGAAUGCCUUUUCUGCUAAACAUUCUGGACAAGAUCAACUUGUGGAUGGUGAACAAUUUUACCUAUUACUUUCUUGGAUUGUCUGCUAUUCUUGUUCACAGCGAUAUUGUUUCACUCGAGGAUCUACGCAGAUGGAGGGAACGUCGACUGAGAGUUGUGGCAUGGUCUGUUAACAAACCAUUGGAAAAAAAAUACUUUUCAAAAGUGUUAAAAGUUACCUACAUGACAGAUACCAUGAUUGGUGAGCCAGACAGCAAAGGUGGUGAAAUUGUUGAUGCUUAGAUUUCUCAUAUACUGUGGUGAAAAGUUUUGCUCCCGAGAAAAAGACUAGCCUUGCUUUAUUUAAAUUUAUCAUGUCUUUUCUUUUUUCUUUUACUUUUCCGUUGACAAUGAACUGCACAUUAAGCCUAUGUUUACCACUUUAUUUUAAUUUAUUGAUCUAUUAGUUUACAAUUUUCCUUAUGGCAUGGCAGCUAUUGUGUAGUUUUUGCACUGCAACAUGUACAGAAUUUUUCCACAUUCAAUACAGGUUUUAUGGAACUUUUUAAUGUGCAAUGGAGAUGAAGUUGGGACCAUUCAUUUCAGGGAUUGUUUUUUAAUCUCUAAUGAACUUCUAUUUGUAUCAAAUACAUUGUGUGUGCAGUGCUGAUGGGAAAGUUGGUUGAUACAAUUGACUUGCCCAUGCAUGGGCAACUAAACCAUCACCAAUUGCUUAAGACAUGUAUUCCUUUUUUUAGGGUGUGGUAAUGUGUUAUUGCACAUUUUCUACCAUUAAUGUAUUGCCGUUUUUAUUGUGUUCUAAUUUUGUUAGUGUGCAUUGUACCCAUUGUACCAACUUACUGUAUUUAUUUCUGUGUUAUUCAUUGAAUACUGUCUUGUGGACUGAUCUUUAUUACCUAUCUACAUUCAAUUCAAAGCAGCUAUGUUUUAUGGGUUGCUGUGAAAGCUGUGAUUCCAUAGCAAUAACAAAUUUUAAUAAAAUGCUUUCUCACUAUUA